AGAAAAAGAAAAUUUUUUCCCUUCAGCUUUCCAUUUCAUUAAAUGAUCCGGUUCAAUGGCCGCAAAUUCCUCCCCAAAAUUGAAAUUCAAUAGACUCGUUCCCACACAAAUCUCAGUAUAUAUUUACACAUCAAAGAAAUCACGUUUCUCAUUUGAAUUCAUUCUCUAUCACUUCAAAUUCAAAAUACAGAUCGGGAAGCUGACGACAUAGAAACAAUGACAGAUGCAGAAAAACGUGUGAUACUGGUAGGUUUAGACGAUAGCAGCCAUAGUUACCAUGCUUUGGAGUGGGCGCUUGAUCUAUUCUUCACUCCUUCCGGAUCUAACUCAGGUUUCAAGCUCAUCAUUGUUCAUGCUCGACCCACUCCUACUUCCGUUCUCGGUUUCGCAGGACCCGGGUCCAUUGAAGCGGUGCCAAUGGUGGAGAAGGAUUUGAAGAAGACAGCCAAUAGGGUUAUCAGCAAGGCGAAGGAGAUAUGUAACAGUAAAUCGGUGGAAUGUUCGGAAAUGGAGAUCGUUGAGGGGGAUGCUAGGAACGUCAUGGUGGAAACUGUUGACAAGUACCAUGCGUCUGUUCUGGUUUUGGGCAGCCAUGGAUAUGGAGCUGUAAAGAGGCUGGUACUGGGCAGCGUAAGCGACUACUGUGCUCACCAUGCUCAUUGUUCUGUCAUGAUUGUGAAGCAGCCCAAGGCGCCAAAAACUUGAUGAGCCAUUGCUUCCUUAUAAGACAAGAGAUUUUGUUUCUGUCUUGAUUCCAUUUUUUUAUUCUUCUUCUUUUUUUCUUUUUAACGUGCUUUUUAAUCUACUUUCAUAAUAUAUUAUAUAUAUAUACAUACAUGGAUAUAAUCAUUCUCUGCAGUUCCAUGUAUCCCCAUAGUCUAUUCAAUACAAGUUAAA
Molecule: messenger RNA, 897 nt
Organism: Carica papaya (papaya)
Lineage: Eukaryota; Viridiplantae; Streptophyta; Magnoliopsida; Brassicales; Caricaceae
Product: universal stress A-like protein
Source: RefSeq, a predicted model, not a curated record